Molecule: messenger RNA, 969 nt
Organism: Aspergillus calidoustus
Lineage: Eukaryota; Fungi; Ascomycota; Eurotiomycetes; Eurotiales; Aspergillaceae
Source: the annotation of a GenBank genome assembly
AUGCAUCUCUCAGCCCUCGCAGCAUCAUCGCUCCUCGCCGGCGUGGCGUAUGCCUAUGGCGCCCCAGGCACCUGCUCCGGCGCCUGCAACAUUCACGAUCCAGCUUUGAUUCGCCGCGAGUCCGACGGGAAAUACUUUCGCUUCUCGACGGGAAACCGCAUCUCGUAUGCCUCUGCGCCGGCAAUUGGGGGACCCUGGACGGUGCUGGGUUCCAUUCUCCCGGAUGGUUCGUCGAUCAAUCUUCCAGGGAAUGAUGAUCUCUGGGCCCCCGACGUCCAAUACGUAGACGGCACCUACUACGCCUACUACUCCGUCUCAACCUUCGGCUCCCAAAACUCCGCAAUCGGCGUCGCAACCUCUCCCAGCAUGGACCCAGGAACCUGGACCGACCGCGGCAGCACCGGAAUCCGCUCCGACACUUCCAAAAACUACAAUGCAAUCGACGGCAACCUCUUCUAUGACACCGCCAGCAGCACAUACCUCAUGUCCUUUGGCUCAUUCUGGGGGGACCUGUACCAAGCCCCCAUGAAAAACCCGCCGACAUCCGUAGCGGGCGCGAGCUACAAUGUUGCGUUUGAGCCCGAGGGCGCGCAUGCGGUUGAGGCGGCGUACUUGUAUAAGUACGGUAGCUGGUAUUAUCUUUUCUAUUCGGAGGGGAGUUGUUGUGGGUAUGAUGCCAAUAUGCCGGCUGCUGGGGAGGAGUAUAAGAUUAAGGCCUGUCGGUCGAGUUCGCCUACUGGUGGUUUCGUCGACGCAAACGGCGUCUCCUGCACCGCGGGUGGCGGUACGGUCGUCCUGGAAAGCCACGAUAAUGUCUAUGGACCUGGUGGACAAGGCAUCUUCACAGACCCGACUCUCGGCCCCGUGCUGUACUACCACUACGUCGACACGAACAUCGGCUACGGAGACGGGCAGAAGCUGUUUGGCUGGAAUGUCAUUGAUUUCUCGAGUGGGUGGCCUGUUGUUUAG